AAAGGGAAGAAACCGGGGAGAAAAAGCCGAGCGGUUCUGUGGAUUUGGACUAAAAUGUCGCGGACGCGGAGGGUUCAUCGCCGGUUCUGAGCCCGCGGGGCUGCUAGCUAGCGGCUAGCUCCUCUCAGUCCUGACACAGCUCACCUGCUCGUGUUUACUUCAGAUCGAUUCUCCAACUUUAAAGCAGGGAGUGGAAACAACAACACAUGCAAAGACGCCGUCCCAUGUCUGAGCUGUGGGCCUAAAACUAGGCUGAAGGUUGGAUCUGUCCAAUGACCUGCCAGUCCUCCGAGUCCACAGAAACCAUCGAGAGCGACAGACGAGCCGACAGCAACUCCGGAGCUGUGGAAUCAGACGAGAGCCGCAUCACCUUAGCCAUGAAAGACCUGAAGAACACAGGCUGGUACUGGGGCAGUCUGACCGCUAACGAGGCCAAAGAGAUCCUCCAGGACGCCUCGGAGGGCACCUUCCUGGUCCGGGACAGCUCCCAGAGGGAUUACCUGUUCACCAUCUCCGCCAUGACGUCGGCUGGCCCCACCAACCUGCGAAUCGAGUACAAACACGGCAAAUUCAAGCUGGACUCGGUGGUUCUGGUGAAGCCGAAGCUGAAGCAGUUUGACAGCGUGGUCCACCUGGUGGAGCACUACGUCCAGCUGUCCAGGACCAGCGACAAGGCGGCGUCUGACUCUCAACCCUCGGCGGCGCCGCCCAACGGCACGGUGCAGCUGCUGCUCACCAAACCCGUGUACACGGCCACGCCGCCGCUGCAGCACCUCUGUCGCAUCGCCAUCAACAGGAGGACGCGGCAGGUCCAGGAUCUGCCGUUACCCAACAGACUGAAGGACUACCUGACGGACUACACCUACAACGUGUAGACGGAGCGGGACUACAGCUCACUGUGGAGCCAUACGAGUGCAAUGCAUCAGCUGUGUGCAACGCCCAUCUGACCACUGACCAAUCCCAUCACGCCUUGCUCCGACAAAGACCAGCAAGUCGCGGAGACACGCAGUAAUCGGCCUGGACGUGUCCCGGCUGGAGGAAUAACCCGCAGGAAGUCCUGUCGGCUCGGUCGCGCCGCGCUGCCGUCGGCGCCGCUCUGCGGAAAAGCAGCUGACCACAGCGGGAGUUUAAACACUGACUUCAGCUCCAACAUGUCGCCUGUCGAAGCUCACAGACUGCUUUCGAACUCACAAUAAAACAAACUACAGUUGUAUGAGCGACGGGUGAACCGGACCUCUUCACCUGUUUACCGCUGAAGCGUCAGAUGGUAGUGACGGCCGUUAUAGUGACGUCAGCCCGAGGUGACGUCAGGUGCUGCGAUGUCGCCCGCAGGCCAAACCCACAGGCCGUCAGUUUCCUGCGCUGCAGCAGCUGGAACCAGCACACGUUUGGCCUUUUUGCUUAAAAAAUGACAGACGAUUGCAGAUACAUUUUCUGUCGAUUGACAAAUUGAUUAAUCGAGUCGUGGUCGCGGCCCUGAUUCAGCCCAGUUCCACAUAUUUCACCACCGCCCCGCGAGUUCUGAAAGACCUGAACGGAAAGCCUGGACUUCCGGUCGGCGCUGGUUUCUGUUCGUGUGUCUUGAUGAGAGUCCGGCUGAUUUUUACUGCACUGUUAAAAUCAUUACAGAAUCAAUACUUGACAGGACGAUGUUUCGGCUGAUGUUUGUUUUUGACAUUUGGCAGAUGGUCAUUAAGGUUUGGGUGGACGUUAUCAGUAUUAGAUGAUGGUAUUAGAUUAGGUGAUGACAUCACCUCUGGCUCAUUUAUUGGUGAAGUGUUCAGUUUCAAGACGUUUGUAUUGAUGAUUUGAUCAGAGUCACAGAAAACAUCUGAGUUUGUCGUCAUUCUGAACGAGAGUCGAGCCGAUUCGACGGUAUUUACCUGCGCACUGACGUUUGAUCACAUGUCGAGUUUUUGGCUGACGUGAACCGUCUUUACAGGAGUCUUUGCAAAGUCAUUAUGAUCAUUAUUAUCAGUUAGUCUGGCGAUUAUUCAAUUAAUCAUUCAUUUGUCAAAAAAUAGUGAUAUGUGCAUCAGUAGCAACGGUCACACAAAUAAUCACAAAUCUGUGAUUUAUUACAGUUUAAUGAUUUUAAAACGAUUUCCUUCGAUCUGGAAUCAACUGAUCAGUCGACUGAUCAGUUACCGAACUGAUCGUUUCGGCUCAUUGUUUUGAGUUUUUUAUUUUCCGUAUUUGUUGAACGUUUUCAGCUGAGCUGCAGAACGAAAGACUCAACUGUCUCCGUUUCCUCGAUAAGUUCUACCGAAACUCGUUUAUAAAGCGUCGCCUGAGCUUCCUGAAAGACGAAGGACAGGAAAUUAUAGAUCCGCUGAAGUGAGAAUGACGUGAAAUGAACUCAGACUUGACAGAAACAAAACUCGCUUCAUGAACAGGAUCUGUUUUAACACCAGUCUCCACUCUGCACAGCUUGUUGUUCCUGCCUUCACACGCAGGACACGGAGAGCUCUGAUUGGCCGACGGACGGCCUGUGACCAUGAAAAGUUUGUGAGCCAGCAGGACGAGCUUUCCUGAUCGAUGAGCUGUGCAGAAAACAAACAGACGUGUUGUUGAUCGUCAGGGUUUGACCUCUCGGGGCUCCUGUUAGACUUUGGCCCUGCUGAAUGUAGUCCUCUGCAGCUCUGAACCAAUCAAACCACAGAAAAACAGACCCGGCGCCGCACAGGACCCGUGCGCUCUGCGCUCGAGUCCCUCUUUCACUCAGUCCCACAUCUGCAGACCAGACUCCGUCUCUGUGCUCUGCGCUGCAUGUAAGUCAGGCUCGGUCCUCCGGUCCAGAAGGAGGUGCUGUUUGCUAACUGACAAAAACACCAGAAGAAGAACUCCUACUACAGUUCAGCAGACACAAGCAUGAGUUUACAGUAAUAUGUUGCCUUUAGCUCCAACAAAGGAAUCUAACGCGUUGCUAAGAGGAUUUCGCUAAAUCACUGUGAAGUAACGCGUUACCGCCUGAAACUAAGUGUUUAUUGUUUUUUAAGAAAAAAUCCUAAAUCAGCUGCGAGUCGGACUCGAAACGGUUCCUUUCAGUUCUUCAGAGCGAAGGACAAGAACAUAAUGGUCAAGUCAAGCCGAGGAAGCGCCACAGCGAGCGACGGCUCGAGUUACCUGAAAGAUAUUGAUCCCUGUCUCACACUUGAUCAGCCUUCGAUCCUUCGUCUGUUCGUCCGUUUAACUGUUCUGUAUCGGCUCACUAAGCGAUGUUAAUACAAAGCGGUAACCGCGGCACGUGAAUGGGCCGACCUGCGCUCCGGAGCAGAGCCUUCGUCAGGCUGCGGCGGCGCCCACCACUGCGAUACACCUGCCGUUAUCACACCACCUGCCGUUAUCACACCACCUGCCGCUAUCACACCUGCCGUUAUCACACCACCUGCCGCUAUCACACCUGCCGUUAUCACACCACCUGCAGUUAUAACACUUGCCGUUAUAACACCUGCCGUUAUCACACCACCUGCCGUAAUCACACCUGCCGUUAUAACACCUGCCGCUAUCACACCUGCCGUUAUCCCACCUGCUCGUACCUCUGCGGUUACUUUGGUGAAAGUAGUAAUUUUGUAAAGUAACAUUACUUUCACGUGAAAGUAACUAGUAAUAUGUAAUACAUGACAUUUUGAAAGUGACUUGCAGAAUUACUUUAUUGAUCCGAGGGGAAACUCUUUCGUUCCAGCAGCUCGCUGUCAGUCAGUCACACAGGAACAGAAGCACUGAGCAAAUCAGAUAUAACACACUGUAAUACAGGUCAGAUAGAUAAAUUAAAGUACCAGGUGGGUAUAAGUAUAAAUUAAAAUAAGUGUAAAGUACCGAGUGGGUUUACCGGUUGAUGAUGAUAAUACGGUAUCAGGUAAUAGUGAACUGUCAGGUUAAGUGCAGCUUAUUAAGGUUAUAAUGAGACGGAGGAUAUUGCGCAGCAGUAAUGGAGGUCAGCAGUUAUUCGCUCAGACUGGAAACUUUAGAGAUUUUUCGACUUCUUGUUUCGUCAUUUCUACUUCGGGUUUUUAACGCGCAAAUUUAAAAAAACACAUAAAAGCAGGUGGAUGGAAACAUCUGCUCGCUCAGCCGUACAGAUCAUCCAGUCAUGGAACUGGUCUGCAUCAUCAUCAUUAUUAUUAUCAUUAUUAUUAUUAUUAUCGUUUGUGUUGAAGUAGUCGGAGCUCUAAUGAGACAAAUUACAGCUUUCAAAUUAUGACUGAACCACAGUUACACGUCCGGAUUAUUAAACCAACCAAACAUCUGGUGCCAACAAAGUGUGAACGCUGUAACGUCAUUUAGGAUGAAACUACAUGUGUUUAUUUGAAUGAAUCUGAACAAAUUAGCUUGAAUGAAGUGUAACAUCCCCGAUCCUCGGUCCGAACACACCGGACGUGAUUCCUCAACAAUCGGCUUUAAAGGUUGAAGUUUUAUCCUCCUUUUGCGUGUGUAGUUAUAUGGAGACCGUUUAACCUUACUCUAUUUAAAAAUCGUACGUUUUUAGGAUUUCCCGUUGAUUGUUUACCAUUAACACCUGGUGGAACGUAAAAUACGAGCCGCUUUUAAAAUGUCGCGUCUUUUUGUAAAUUCGGUUUAUAUUUGAAGCAUUAAGCAGCACUUUAUUUCAUAAAAACCUUACUUUUGGUUCUGGCUCGCGCCGUUUGGUAGCUGUUGCUCACUGCUGUCACAUAUGUAACGUGUACAGUGAUUUUUUUUUACAGCCGAAUUCUCAAACUAAACAAGGUUUUCGCUGAGUUUUAAGCUGCUGCUCUUCAUAUUUCUUCAGCUUGUUUCUGUGACUCUAAUGUGGAAUCGUCAAAGCAAACUUGGAGCCGCGAGGUCGAGCCUCCAAAACGCUUCCAGGGUUUUAAGGAUCAGAGUUGUUUAAAUCCACACUGCAGGAGACUCGGGUAAACGGGACGUUUGUCCACAGACACUGUGUCGACUCUACGUGAUGAUUCUGUUAAUGCGAAUGUUCCUCUUGUCGUCUUGAUUUUGGCGUGGAGGCUGAUCGUUGGAGGGGAGGCUCGCUCAUUUUCUUCUUCGGCUGCGACUUGAUAAAGUCGUAAACAGCGGCCUCUUCAGCUGAACAGAUCUUUAUUAGUGAACAUAAAGCUCACAACUCUGCAGAUGUUUGUACAUAUCGCAGCUGUGGGCCGGGUCUUCUUCGGGGGGGCGAGCCCUGCAGCUCUCGGCCUGUUUGAGUUUUAAAAAAUAUUUAUUGAUUGUGUCACACUGUGUUUUCUGUAGAGAAGCUGCACAGACUGAAAGCAUGUGUAGUCCUGAAUCUGUAACGAUCAGCUCCCUGAGAUGAAUAAACUUUUUAUAUGGCGCUU
Molecule: messenger RNA, 5321 nt
Organism: Siniperca chuatsi (mandarin fish)
Lineage: Eukaryota; Metazoa; Chordata; Actinopteri; Centrarchiformes; Sinipercidae
Gene: socs2
Product: suppressor of cytokine signaling 2
Exons: 4
Coding region: 273-875 (200 amino acids)
Biological process (GO): intracellular signal transduction; phosphatidylinositol phosphate biosynthetic process
Cellular component (GO): phosphatidylinositol 3-kinase complex
Molecular function (GO): 1-phosphatidylinositol-3-kinase regulator activity
Source: RefSeq, a predicted model, not a curated record